This is a messenger RNA of Penicillium malachiteum, 2127 nucleotides long. Its product is annotated as P-loop containing nucleoside triphosphate hydrolase protein. Gene Ontology annotation, molecular function: ADP binding; protein binding. The coding region runs from base 1 to 2127 and encodes 708 amino acids. The record is from RefSeq and is a predicted model, not a curated record. Lineage: Eukaryota; Fungi; Ascomycota; Eurotiomycetes; Eurotiales; Aspergillaceae. The transcript has 6 exons.
AUGGAUUUUGUGGGUAGGGACGACAUCAUUGCACAAAUAGGUGCCGUCUUGAAUCCCAAGGCAAGCAAGCAGUCCCGGCAAUCCACUACUGCUCUCACUGGGCUUGGAGGAAUGGGAAAGACGCAGUCAGCCUUAGCAUACGUUUUCAAGAGUUGGGACCUCUUCCAUGCCAUAUUAUGGAUCCGAGUCGACUCUCGGGAGAAGAUUCUUUAUACCUUCGCAGAUUUCGCGUUUGAGCUGGGUCUAGUCGAAAAUAACUUCACCGAUCAAAACACAGCACUAGAAGAGGUCAUGAGAUGGUUCGAAAAUACAGAUGUCCCCUGGCUGGUUGUGUUUGACAAUGCCGAUGCCGAGGACGACAGCAAUAUGACGCUAGUGCAGGAAUUCUGGCCCAGAGCGACAGGCGGGUCCAUAUUGAUCACCACACAGGAUAAGAAACUUGCAGUUACUUUUGCCCAGAAGAACAUCAUUCAACUCGAGCGCCUUGAGACCACGGAGGCAAUCAAGCUACUGUGCAGAACCUGGGAUGAGCGUACCCUGGAUUCAGAGGCAGAAUCAAACGCGACUCGACUGAUCCAAAGUGAGGGGCUCACCUUCAAUGAAUUCCUCCUGCUCUACGAUAAAACCACUCUGAUAGACUCAUCUGACCCAAACAGAGCACCGUCACUUCGAUAUGACCACAGCCUUCAGACAGUGUGGAAUGUGGCAUUUCAAAUGCUGAAGAAGGACCCCUUAGUCGGUAGGCUGGUCAACAUUAUCUCAUUCCUGGAUACGGAAAGAAUUCCCGAGAAGUUGAUAUCUUCUGGAGUAGAUGUAAGCGAUGAUGAAAGGCUCAGUUUCUUGAAAGGCGCGAAGAAUUUCAUUCGCUAUCGCUCCAAACUAAUUUUCAGUGCUCUGGUCUACCGAAACGAGGACCUGAGGAUGAUCUGGAUGCACGGAUUGGUCCAGGAAACUUGUCACAUGCGGAUGACUCACGUUCAAAAGCAAGAGGCUUUUGAGCUUGCCACGGAGAUAUUGCAAAAUGUUUGGCCGAUUCCAGAGAUGCACAACCGUAGGCAAAAUAGUCUUUGGCCAAAGCAGCAGGAUCUUGUAUCACACGUGGUUUGCCUUGGUCAAUUCUACAGAGAGUCCCAUUCAAGAUCCUCCGAUGCUGCUAAGCCCAAUGGGUUGCGGCCAGAUAAAAAGUUUGCACAAUUGCUGUAUAACGCGGGAUGGUACUUUGUCGAAACAGAUCUUCUGUCCUCGGCAGAAGCCCUGCUAAGUCUGGCGAAAGAAGUCUGCGAGACGUCAAUCAAAGAUCCGGAGCUGAUUCUGGCGGACAUAUACGGUGCCUUCGGAGGAAUAGAUUCUGAGCGAAAUGAGCUACGCAAGACAUUGGAGAACUUCCGGAAACAGUACAAGUACCUGCAAAGGGCUUUCGAUAAGAAGUUAUUAACUCGUCCCAACGUUCGAGAAGCCCUCGCUUUGGGUGGACUUGCACAAGGGCAUGCUGGGCUAGAUGAGCUACCGGAAGCCGAGAAAUACUUCAGGCAAUGUAUUGCCGUAUGGGAAGAGUGCCCUGGGGACUCCACAAUUUACCAGUCUCAUCUUGGCACCUGCCUUGCUUUUCAGGGGAAGCUGGAUGAUGCCGAGAAGCAUUUGGUUAACCUGAUUGAGGCACGAGCAAUCAAGUUCGGACCACGAGAUACAACAUCGUAUCGAACUGGUCUUCUUUACUAUGCGCUCGGAAACGUCCUUCGAAGACAGGAGAGAUUAGAUGAGGCCUACGAGAUAGAGAAGGCUUGUCUCAUGAUGUGGCUUACGACUUGCGGGCAAACCCACCAUUACACAGCUGAAGCUUACUACAAGGUUGCAUGGCAUCUCCAGCACCGAAUGGAGUAUCAGAAGGCCAGAGAAAUGUAUACGAAGGCGCUUGACAUAUACAACAAGGAUGAGAUGCUAUACACAAAUGAAAUUGCUCGGGUUGAGUAUAUGCUCGGUACAACCUACCGGCAAUGUGGCAUGACAGAGCUCAGCAAAGCUUCGCUUAGGAAAUCUGAGGCUCUAGGGAAAUCCAUUAAAGGUAAAAGCUGGACGCCUACUGGCGAAGAGAGCUAUGAUUCGAUAGUUAGCUUUUGGUCUAGAUGA